Pectinophora gossypiella (pink bollworm) is the source of this 962-nucleotide messenger RNA. RefSeq names its product enoyl-CoA delta isomerase 1, mitochondrial-like. The transcript has 5 exons. NCBI's taxonomy places the organism in Eukaryota, Metazoa, Arthropoda, Insecta, Lepidoptera, Gelechiidae. Gene Ontology annotation, molecular function: enoyl-CoA hydratase activity. Gene Ontology annotation, biological process: fatty acid beta-oxidation. The coding region runs from base 103 to 948 and encodes 281 amino acids. Gene Ontology annotation, cellular component: mitochondrion. The record is from RefSeq and is a predicted model, not a curated record.
AAGUAAGUUCUGGUUGUUUUGUUUCUUUUUUACGUAAUAUCAAAGCUAUCAAUUAUUUCAAAAAAGUGUUCUACAGUUUGAAAUUACCGCUCAAUAAACGACAUGUUGCAGCUACGACCAGUGCUUAAGAACAGUAUUCGGGUCCUGCCGUACGUCCAACCAAUGUCGACCAUACCAACUCCCCAGGUAGACCUAUCAGUCGAUCAGGACGGUAUCGCAACGUUGACCCUACAGCGGCCCCCAGUCAACAGUUUGAACCUAGACCUCGUCCUGGAGAUAAACAAAUCUCUAGAUGAAAUCGCUAAAAAUAAAUAUAAAGGAAUGAUACUGACUUCGGCAUCACCAGGCGUAUUUUCAGCUGGCAUAGAUCUCGCUGAGGCGUACAGGCCUGAACGAGCAAAGGUUGAACAUUACUGGACAACCAUGCAGGAUGUCUGGAUUAAACUCUUCAGCUCAGACUGCAUUACAACUGCUGCUAUUAACGGGCACUCGCCGGCCGGUGGCUGUCUCCUAGCAAUGUCCUGCGAAUACCGGGCGAUGGUAGACGGCUUCAGGAUAGGACUGAACGAGACCGCUAUAGGCAUGGUCCCGGCAACCUGGUUUAUCGAUUCCAUGCUUAACACUAUCUCCAGAAGAGAGGCUGAACAGGCUCUGACCAGUGCCAAACUAUACAAGGCUGAAGAAGCGUAUAAGGUGGGACUCGUUGAUGAUUUAGUAGCAGACAAAGAAGAAGCUGUAGAAAAAUGCAGGCAAUUUAUUAAAAAGUUCGACAAAAUCCCAUCGUUUGCUCGCGUCUUGACUAAGCAGAAAGUGCGCGAAGGUCCGCUUAAAAGACUGAUAGACAACAGGAAACUGGAUCUCGACACCACAACCAAUCAUCUUCUAGAAGAAAGAACGCAACAGGAAAUUGAAACGUAUUUGAAACGCUUAAGUUCAAAGGCUAAAUAAACAUAUUAAUUUAA